Messenger RNA from Ailuropoda melanoleuca (giant panda), 4092 nucleotides. It is a transcript of the gene MPI, whose product is annotated as mannose phosphate isomerase. Gene Ontology annotation, cellular component: cytosol. Gene Ontology annotation, molecular function: mannose-6-phosphate isomerase activity; zinc ion binding. The record is from RefSeq and is a predicted model, not a curated record. The transcript has 8 exons. Bases 49 to 1410 code for a protein of 453 amino acids. Gene Ontology annotation, biological process: carbohydrate metabolic process; GDP-mannose biosynthetic process. NCBI's taxonomy places the organism in Eukaryota, Metazoa, Chordata, Mammalia, Carnivora, Ursidae.
ACGAGGAGCACGGGCCUCCAAGGAGGCCCUCGAGGAACUACAUUUCCCAUGAAGCUCUGGGAGCAGAGAGACCGCGAGUUCUUCCGGGAAGGGCAUACGUGCCAGAAGCCUGGUCCGGUACCGCGAGGAUGGCGGUUCAGCAAGUAUUCCCACUUUCCUGUGCGGUGCAGCACUAUGCCUGGGGGAAGAUGGGUUCCAACAGUGAAGUGGCUCGGCUGCUGGCCAGUAGUGACCCACAGGCCCGGAUCUCAGAGGACAAGCCAUAUGCAGAGUUUCCUGUUUCUCCAGUUGUGGAUGGGGUCCCACCCCCGGGGAGAUGCCAAGAUCCUGGACAAUCGCAUCUCACAGAAGACCCUAGGCCAGUGGAUCUCUGAGAAUCAGGACUGCUUGGGCUCAAAGGUCAAGGACACCUUUAAUGGCAAGCUGCCAUUCCUCUUCAAAGUGCUCUCAGUUGAAACGGCCCUAUCCAUCCAGGCACACCCUGACAAGGAGCUGGCAGAGAAACUGCACCUCCAGGCUCCGCAGCACUACCCUGAUGCCAACCAUAAGCCAGAGAUGGCCAUUGCCCUCACCUCCUUCCAGGGUUUAUGUGGUUUCCGGCCCAUUGAGGAAAUUGUGAUGUUUCUGACAAAGGUGCCUGAGCUCCGGUUUCUCAUUGGGGAUAAUGCAGCAGCACAGCUGAAAGGAAGCAUGAGCAGCGACUCCCAGGCGGCGGCCUCUGCGCUGCAGAGCUGUUUCUCCCACCUGAUGAGGAGUGAGAAGAACGUGGUGGUGGAGCAGCUCAGCCUGCUGGUGAAGCGGAUCUCCCAGCAAGCGGCUGCUGGAAACAACAUGGAAGACAUCUGUGGGGAGCUCUUACUACAGCUGCACCAGCAGUAUCCAGGGGAUAUUGGAUGCUUUGCCAUCUACUUCCUGAACCUGCUUACCCUAAAGCCGGGAGAGGCCAUGUUUCUGGAGGCUAAUGUGCCCCAUGCCUACCUGAAAGGAGACUGUGUGGAGUGCAUGGCGUGUUCAGACAACACCGUUCGUGCUGGCCUGACACCCAAGUUCAUUGAUGUGCCAACCCUGUGUGAAAUGCUCAGCUAUAUUCCCAGCAAGGACAGGCUCUUUCUUCCAACACGGAGUCAGGAAGACCCCUACCUCUCUGUCUAUGACCCCCCUGUGCCAGACUUCACGGUCAUGAAGAUGGAGGUCCCUGGCUCCAACACUGAAUACAAGGUCUUGGCCGUGGACUCUGCCAGCAUCCUACUGGUGGUUCAGGGGAGAGUGACAGCCAGCAGUCCUACAGCCCAGAAGCCAAUCCCCCUGCAGCGUGGUGGGGUGCUUUUCAUUGGGGCCAAUGAGAGUGUCUCACUGAAGCUCACCGUGCCCGAAGACCUACUGAUGUUCCGUGCCUGCUGCCUGCUGUAGACACCACAGCCUUCGUGGCUCUUCUCUGACAGUCACCCCAAAUCCUGGCCAGCCUCUCUUCAGGUCCAGCUCCAGCCCCAUCCCUGCUCUGCAUGAGCGGGGGUAGAGUAGUGAGCUUGAAGCUAGUGACUCCGGAGCAAGCCUCAGACAAACCAUCUUUCUCCUGGGAGAGGACCCUGGUGAGGACUAAGACCUGAUACUCCCCUCAUGUUCUCACCAUACCUGAGCCAGGCUCUGUUCCAGCCGAUAGCAUUAGGCAGGCUGGUAAAAAUCUAUGAUUAGCUCAGCAUCACUCACAGCAAGAGGGGAGGUAAUUAAUUUCUAAGAACAGGGUUCUGGCCCUGGGACUGCCCAUUUCCUCAGCUGCAAAGGCGGGGAGAGUAGGCCUGUGGACUGGUAUUACUCAUUGUCACCCUCUGGCUCUGUCAAAGCAAUUAAAGACCACUCGUGUUGAGGCUGUGAGGUAGAGCAGUCAGCCUUCAGCGCUCCAGUCCUUGAAGUGGGCUGAUCGAGCCCUUCCCGGAUGUCCAGUGUUUGCUUUACUGCCUGCUUCCAGCAGCUCCCCGAGGUGGGUAUGUAUGGAGCCUUCUUACAGGAAUGUGUGGGUGGGGCAGCCAGCUUCAGCUUUAGACGCGGAGCUUGCAGGCCAACCUCAGAUCCUGCAGAUGGGGAAGGUGAAUCUCAGAUAGGUAGUCAGUGCAGGAUUCUUGAAUGUUUUCAGUCGGCCUCAGGGCAGGGCUCAGCACCCGAAGGCCAGCAGGCUGGAUCUGGCCACACCCAUCAUUUACAAUCCGUCUAGCUGCUUUCAGGCUACAGUGGCAAAAUGGAAUAGAUGCACAGACUGCAUGGCCCACAAAGCCCAGAGUGUUGACCGGCCCUUCACAGAGAAAGUCUGUCAGCCACUUCUUAGAACACGUUCAGUCGUACAUACAGGGAUUGGGGGACAGGACGAUCCAAUUCGUGUUGUGAAGAGAAACCUAGCUUUCUCUAACUGGCAGAAAGUAUGGCGGACAUCUACUCCCCUGUGCCUACCCUCCACAGGUGGGACACCUCUGCAGGAGGUGGCACCGCUGUCUGAGAUCCCGUCACCCCAGACUAAGCAGAGCCCCAGGCCGUUCACUCCCUCCUGUGGAGUAAGGGUUUAGACUGGCACAAAAAGGUCUUUCUGGGCUGCUGCCCAUACCAGACCACCUGCACAAGGGAAAUCCAGGAAACCACUUCAAAAAAAUUCUGGCCAAUCUGUUCUGGGGGUUUUUGGCCUCCACAUUUUCUUCAGCUAAAACGAAAGAUGACCUGGCAAAAGAAAAGGUCUGCCAAAAGGUAGGCCAUCUGAAGAGAAGUGCUGUGCAAAGGCCUGCUCGCUCCAAUGACGCAGCCUGAAGAUGAUGCCCACUGGGACUAGCAGGGAGAGGGAGGUCCUAGGAGGAAUGGCCACAGCUGGGGCUGUUAGGCUCUUCAUUUCAGCAUUCAGAGGGCUGUGGACUAGGGCUUGUUAAAAUCCUAUUGCAACACAGAGACAGCUUAACUAGCAUGAUUGUGUUUAUUCUUAGAAACUUCCAGGGCUGUGGAAGCCUAAGCCAAGAGUUCUGUAGAGUACUCUGCAAACACCACACACAUACUCCCUGUGUGAGGUUAACGGUGAAUACACCCCGCCUCUCCCCAGGACACUCACUUGCAGAAUACCUAGACUCUGAAUUAAGGCAGUUUGGCUCUAGGCACCUUGGUGCCUUUACGGGUGACAUCUAGCCUGGGACUUCUGGCCCCAAACAACAGAUCAUUUCUACCCUGCCUAGCUGGCCUGUUCCUACAGCUUUCCCCACAAAGGUAAUGCCUUCCACAUGGAGUCAACCAGUUCUGGAACAUCCUCUCCAGGAACAGAUGCAGGCAAAUACAUCAGUUUAAAGUAACAACCAUCUGGAGGGCCUUGGUCUUGGGGCCCUGCUACCACCUUCACCCACAGCUGCUGCUAAAUGCUCAGGCUAUUCUGUCCUAACCAAUUCCCCCACACAUAUGUGGCCCCACACUGGGCUUCCGGCUACCACCGCUGUCUCUUGACACCGCCCUGCGUCUGUGCCCUCUCUGCAUGUGCACUUCGGCACCUCUGCGGCAGCCAGGAAGGCCUCAAACAGUCUCGGUGGGUGGACGAGGCUCUGGGAUGAAGAUGCUCCCCUGUCUUCAAACGCCUGCAGGUGCUUGGCAUGUGAGGCACCUGUGUGGCACUGCAGAGACCCAUCCCGAACCCGCCUGCGUCCCCGGUUCCCAGACCCCAACCUGAGGUGCCUGUGCCCUCGGUCCCAACUCCCUCCUGCUGUGACGCUACCAGAUCAUACAAUGUUAACCACGGCUCCCUGGAUACCAUAUAUUCUUCUCAACUUUCUAUGCUUCCACAGAAGCACCAAGAUAAGGGCCAAUCAAGCACUGACAGACCACCCAAGUCAUCUGGCCAGGCCUUUCUAACUGACCUCCUCAGCCUUCCAAUCACCUCAUGCGGUAGAACCAGAGUCUGUGCCAUCCCUCAUUCCUCUAGGGGCCACAGGACAUCAAAAUAAAUCACCAGACUAGGCACUUCCCAUGUGGGGCCCACACCCCAAUCCUGACUACCAUGCGCCUUAGGCUGGGAACCACGUCCACUCUCCUUCAGUCCUCACCACCGCUCUAGGUGGGGUAAAAAAAAAAAAAAAA